AUGCCGUCCACACACAAGAAGGAGAAGCCGUGGGAUACCGAAGAUAUUGACAAGUGGAAGAUCGACAAGUUCACCCCAGAAGACAAUGUGGGCGGAACCUUCCUUGAAGAAUCAUCCUUCGCAACCCUCUUCCCCAAAUAUCGCGAACAGUACCUCCGAGGCGCCUGGCCUUUCAUCACAAAAUCGCUAGAGAAAAUUGGCAUUGCAUGCACCCUAGAUUUGGUUGAAGGUUCCAUGACAGUUAAGACGACACGGAAAACUUAUGACCCAGCAGCCAUAUUGAAUGCGCGCGAUCUGAUAAAACUACUCGCAAGGAGUGUGCCCGCUCCCCAGGCGGUAAGGAUAUUGGAAGACGACGUCGCAUGCGAUGUCAUCAAAAUCCGAAAUCUUGUGCGAAAUAAGGAGCGCUUCGUUAAGCGCCGGCAGCGGAUACUAGGUCCCAACGGUUCCACAUUGAAAGCGCUAGAACUGCUCACCGAGUGCUAUAUCCUGGUUCAGGGCAACACAGUGGCAGCAAUGGGAUCAUACAAGGGCCUCAAGACCGUUCGGAGGGUCGUGGAAGACACUAUGGCCAAUAUCCACCCUAUCUACGCUAUCAAAGAGCUUAUGAUCAAGAAAGAGCUAGCCAAAGACCCAGAAUUGGUCAACGAGAACUGGGAUCGCUUUCUCCCGCAUUUCAAGAAGCGGAGCUUGAGCAAGAGACGAGUUCCGUACAAGGUCACCGACAAGACGAAGAAGGUCUACACGCCAUUCCCACCGCCCCAGGAGAAGAGCAAAGUUGACCUGCAGAUUGAGAGUGGAGAAUAUUUCCUGGGAAAACAAGCGCGAGAGCGAAAGACGAGGGAGGGGCGUGAGGCCAAGAUGAAGGCGAAGCAAGAGGAGAGGAGGAAGGACCGGAUCAAGGAAUUCGUGCCCCCUGCCGAGGAUGGGGCGAAACCCAAGAAGAGGAAACGUGAAGGUGGGGAGGGAAAGGAAAAGAAAAAGAAGAAGAAAAGGGAGCAUGGAGAGAUAAACAAUUCUUUAGAAAGUAAGCUAUGUGUCUAUACAAAUGCGUCAUUCGGCGAUGGAAGAGGCAUAUCUAUCUUCACUACCCCAAAAAUCGCAGAAGAGUUCGCGGCAUUGCCACCGUUCCAAGAUCCCGCAUCAAUGCAAGAUGUCAACACCAAUUCUGGAGCUUGGUAUACGCAAGAGCUGCCCGGAAAAGGCAUAGGAAUGCUAGCAAAGAAACAGCUAAAGUUUAGAGAUCGUGUGACAACGUAUACACCUGCGCUGCUCGCCCACCAUGAACAGGAGCUAUCGACUCUUGAGCGUGAGAAGUACUUCCGAAUUGCGGUCUCCCAGCUUCCAGACGCUACCCGCGACAACUGUCUACAGCUUGCCACUAUAUAUGGUGACCCCAGGAUUCGUAUUCAAGACAUCGUAAAAGCGAAUACUUUUCAGUUACACAUUGGCGGACAGAACCAUCUCGCCGUUUUCCCUGAGACGUCACGGCUGAAUCAUGCCUGUGCGCCAAAGUAA
Messenger RNA from Lindgomyces ingoldianus, 1518 nucleotides. RefSeq lists its product as uncharacterized. The record is from RefSeq and is a predicted model, not a curated record. The transcript is spliced from 3 exons. Gene Ontology annotation, molecular function: RNA binding. Gene Ontology annotation, cellular component: nucleolus; small-subunit processome. Lineage: Eukaryota; Fungi; Ascomycota; Dothideomycetes; Pleosporales; Lindgomycetaceae. Bases 1 to 1518 code for a protein of 505 amino acids.